UUUGUUUUUAACUUUAUACUUUUUUUUAUUUUGUUGUUGUGAGCCACCUCAAGCAGAAUUGCACUGGAGGGGUGGGAAGUAAAUAUUAUAAAAAAAUAAAAUGAGUUAUCUAGCCCAUAUCGCAAGAUCUAAGAUCUGGAGAGGCCUAUGCCAAUUUCUUAUCCCCAUAUUGCUCACUUAUGAGGAUGAAUAAUUGGCAACCGUGUAAUGUGAUGUAGUCCACUGUUUACAUCCCCAUAUUGCAGAAUGGGAGGCUGAAAGAGAGAGAGGCUUAUGACAAACAAUACUGCAGUAUUGUCCAGUAUGUUCAUAGUACAGACUGAAAUGAAAUUACAGCUACCCUCUUUGAUCCUCACAUUUCAGUUGGGAGCUGGAAAUGAUAGUGGUUUAAUAAAGGCUUUAAGAACUUUGAGAAGAGAGCUGGUCUUGUGGUAGCAAAUAUGACUUGUCCGCUUAGCUAAGCAGUGUCCAUCCUGGUUGCAUAUGAGUGGGAGACUUGAUGUAUAAGCACUGUUAGAUAUCCCCCACAGGGGAUGGAGCCGCUCUGGGAGGAGCAGAAGGUUCCAAGUUCCCUCCCUAGCAUCUCCAAGACAGGACAGAGAGAUUCCUGCCUGCAACCUUGGAGAAGCCACUGCCAGUCUGUGUAGACAACACUGAGCUAGAUGGACCUAGGGUCUGACUCAGUAUAUGGCAGCUUCCUUCCACUUCCUUGAUCUUUAUUGGUGAAAGACUGUGCCACAGACACUGCAAAACUAGGCAGAAAACAUCUGUUAUUAAGAUGGAGGCAGUCGUCGGAACAAUUACCUAGUAAGUUAUGCUGAUGUUGCAAGUGAACUCAUUUCUCUUAACAAUGUCUUUAAGUCCCUAAAUCGCCUAAAAUAACCACACAUUCCUGUUGAAAACUGGGUAACAUGAGUACAGCAAAAUAUAUCCUACUCAAAAAAAUAUGGAUUACAGGAAAGGUAAAUCAAGUGGAAUUGCCACCUCCAUCGUUUCUUCAAAAAAAGACAAAGCCAGCUUUCAGCUAAAGUGUAGGCGUCUUGUGCUCUAGUCGCUUUGCAAACACGUUGGGGCUUUCACCACUCAUCACCACUUAAAAUGGAGAUCAAUACAAACCGGAAACGGAAUGUUUUUGCUACUCUAGACUUUCUCCGCUGUCUAUGUGGCUCGUGAUGGGGCUAAGCAAGGUUCUCGGGCAAGAGGCGGGGUCCCAGAGGAGGGCCGGGCUCUCUGGAAGGAGGGCGCAGAAAAUGGCAGAGACGGAGGCUCAGCUGCUGUUGGGUGUGGGACUGAUUGAAAAAGACACCAAUGGAGAUGCUCUGUGGGUCUGGUGUUACCCUUCUACAUCAGCUGAACGAAGGAAUCUCUUGUUAAGAAAAUGCUGCCUUACAGAUGAAAACAAAGAGCUUCACACUUUUGUAUUUGGGCAGUACAGACUGACGUGGUUCUAUGUUACAACCAUGGAAGUUACAGAUUCUUCAACAUUGAACAAGGUCACCCAUUUUUCCAUUGUCCUGACAACCAAAGACUUUAACCCAGAGAAAUACGCGGCCUUCACUAGGAUACUCUGUAGAAUAUACCUGAAAUAUGGGAGUCCUGUGAAAAUGAUGGAGAGCUAUAUUUCUGUUCUUACAAAGGGCAUCUGCCAGAGUGAAGAAAAUGGGUCUUUUCUCAGCAAAGAUUUUGAUGUCAGAAAAGCUUAUCUUGCAGGCUCGAUCAAAGAUAUAAUAUCUCAAUUUGGAAUGGAGACAGUAAUCCUCUAUACUGCACUCAUGUUAAAGAAAAGAAUUGUAGUGUAUCAUCCUAGAACAGAAGCCAUCCAGGAAUUUACAAGAACUCUACCUGCCUUAGUGUGGCAUCGGCAAGAUUGGUCAAUCCUUCAUUCAUACGUACAUCUAAAUGAUGAUGAACUGGAAGCACUGAAAAUGUGCCCAGGUUACAUUGCUGGAUUUAUAGACUCUGAAGUGAGCAACAGACCAGACCUCUAUGAUGUAUAUGUGAAUUUGGCUGAAAAUGAAAUCACCAUUUCUCAACAAGCAAAAGAGGCAAUGACAAUGGGGAAAUUGCACAAGGAAAUUGGUCAACUCAUUGUUCAGUCUGCAGAAGAUCCAGACAAAUCUAACAGCCAAGUUGUUAAGGAUAUUUCACAGAAGACGAAAGAAAUUUUGUCAAAUCUUGCCUCGUUCACAGAGGUCUUGCAUGAUGGUGAGAAGCCAUCACUUAAUUUUGAAGCACUGAAACAGAAGCGAUUUCCACCAGCAACUGAGAACUUCCUUUAUCAUCUGGCAGCUGCUGAACAAAUGCUUAAGAUCUGAUGUCUUGGAUGAACAGCAGAAUAGCACUUAAAAAACAAACUUUAAUACAAUGAGUAUCCCAUACAUGUGUAAAGCAUUCUACAUAGGAAAGAAUAUCUUCAAGGAUAUGGUAAAGAUAAGUCUUCAGGUGGACCACCUAAGUGCAUCGUAGGAUACACUUCUGUUUUUCCAUUCCCUGACUUGUUCUAUAAAAAUAGGGCAGAUUUUCACAGCCAAAAUGGCAGCUUUAUCUACUGUUCUUCCUACAAAAGCAGUGAGGGCAUGGCUAUCUCAAGCUAAAAGCAUUACCUUGUGCAUUCAGGUGGAAGAACAUAGUAUAGACAAACAGGACUUUUUUUAAAAAAAAAAACCCUGGACAUCUGAAAGCCUGGCAAGAUUAAAGGUUUUUUGUAACUGUUCAUAUCCAGUAGCCACCCUGAGGCCAGCUUUGUCUUCUCUUCUGGAGAGACUUAAGUGCUAAACUGUUUUACACAGAUGUGUAUCUAAAGCACCUCAUUGGUGGCUGCUUUUAAGGAAAAACAGCAGCAGGAAGGGAUGACUGGACACCUGUCACAGAGGGGCAUGUUGCAACUGGCUCCAGAUACUUAUUUGAGAGGAUUAAACAUGCAGCUGAAUCCCACCCCACAGAAUGGAUAUUAGUUGGGAAGCCAAGUGUUAAUUGUAUCUGUAAACAGCUGCUACUUAUUUCCUGUAAAAUUCUCCUACUGAAAUCAUGUUUCCCUUGAAGCAGCAAUUUGAAUACAGUACAUAUGUGUGGUGUAACAUGGAACUUAGCCCUUUACAUUCUUUAAUUCAAAGUACAGAUAUUAUAAACAAAACUACUGAAAAGUCUCUGCCACAGCACUUUGCUAUAUGUACCUUUUCAUCACCUGUCCCCCUCUAACCUUUAACAGUAUGCCUUAGCAUAUGAUAGAUCAUAUAUUUAAACUUUUUAAAUUGUUUUAAAAAGGGGGGGGUAAGAUCCUUAUUUCUAAUACUUUUGAAAUAUAAAUUUUGAAAUGAUUAUCCAACAAUCACUGAUGUAUGCUAGCAAUAUUAAUUUCAGAAACAGUAUUUCUACUAAGGAAUCUAGACUUAGUUAUAGUAUGGAGAGUACCAAGAUUGACGAUUACAUAAAAAAUUAGUACUAAUGUGUUUGAACUUGACUACUGCUCCCCUAUUUUCAGGAGUGUCAUUUCUCUUUAUAUAAUUUUUUCAGUACAUCUCAAAGCCAACUUUUUAAAUUUUGGUUUGACUAAUUUUGCUUUUAAAGCUUUUAAGACUAACAAAGUAACACAUUCAUUAUGUAGAUGAAGUACUGUGUAUUUCUCCUCUCAGUAGCAUUUUAAACAAAAAAAACCCCUCAUUGUAAACAUGAUACCUGCACAGCAUUCCAAGCACCUAAAAAGCCCAGGCAACCCAGUUGAAACAAUGCCAAUCAUGGGAUACUACACAAGUUUUUUUAUAUACCUCUCAUGUUUAAGUUAGCCCAUAAGUAUGUAGUUGCAAAGGAGAGAGGGAGGAGAACAAAAUAUUAACUGUUCCGGCAAGGGCUUUUGUUCUCUGCAAGCAUGAGUUUAACAAUCUCUGGAAGCAACUUUGUAGGAAUAUAGGUAUAUCUUAGCCUCUGCUCAAAGUACAUAGUUUACAUAAUUUAAAAAGGGUUGUCUCUGAUUCAAUACUAUAUCUACCUCAAGGAGGGCUAAUUCCUUUUUUCUUUCCCCAAAUGAAUAGCUGUUAGAGGGGAUCUUGGUAAUAUUUGACUUCUAACCCUUCAAAGACAUGUAUAGUACCCUGUACCCCUUAAAAUAUUCAGCACUCUAAAAGAAUAUGCAGCCAUGCCCAACAGUUGCUUAUAUUCAUUGUAAUGUGCAAUGCUGCAUAUACAGAUUCAACUAUGGAUUGAGAUAUUAAACUGAGCCCUCCACUGA
Messenger RNA from Hemicordylus capensis (graceful crag lizard), 4225 nucleotides. RefSeq names its product DENN domain containing 10 (gene DENND10). Gene Ontology annotation, biological process: regulation of early endosome to late endosome transport; protein transport. The record is from RefSeq and is a predicted model, not a curated record. NCBI's taxonomy places the organism in Eukaryota, Metazoa, Chordata, Lepidosauria, Squamata, Cordylidae. Gene Ontology annotation, cellular component: late endosome. Bases 1161 to 2315 code for a protein of 384 amino acids. Gene Ontology annotation, molecular function: guanyl-nucleotide exchange factor activity; small GTPase binding. The transcript has 9 exons.